This is a messenger RNA of Chaetomium strumarium, 1182 nucleotides long. Its product is annotated as GCN5-related N-acetyltransferase-like protein. NCBI's taxonomy places the organism in Eukaryota, Fungi, Ascomycota, Sordariomycetes, Sordariales, Chaetomiaceae. Gene Ontology annotation, molecular function: acyltransferase activity, transferring groups other than amino-acyl groups. The transcript has 5 exons. The record is from RefSeq and is a predicted model, not a curated record. Bases 296 to 1114 code for a protein of 272 amino acids.
UUGUGUGACCAGACAAAUUAUCCCUUCCAAUCUCAAAGCCUCAACUUCGACUGACCUCUGUCACUCUUUACACCGCAACCUCCCCUUCCACCCCGGCCGCGCCGAAAAUCAACGAACAGAAGACGACAUUGAUGUCUGCUGACACUCGGGCCGCCCUCAACUGUCUGCGCCAUCCGUCCAGGUUCAUGCCCAUCUCGAGGACACAACUGUCGAGAGUCCAUACGGGCGAUAGUAUUCAGAAUAUAUCAAGUAAACCAACAGAUAAAUCUAGCGUGAAGCGAGACAACUACCCAGCAUGGCGUCUUCCGUAAGCAGCAGCACGAGUACGAGUACAAGCAGUACCGCGACUACCGCGCCUGCCUCGGUGACCGUGGUCACGACAGCGCUCAAGAAGCGAUCCUUGAUCCCGGCCAGGUGGAAAGAAGCUGUGCGUGUCGUCGGCAUGUCGGAAUGUAGGGAGGCGGCGCUCACGCUGGCGCACGCCUUUGCUGCUGACGAUUACGCCCAGUACCUCGUCGACGACAACCCCGGCGACAUGCACGGUCGACCCAGAGACGGAGGCGGCAUGUCGACCGAGGAAGGCAAGUGGAAGCUGCAUGUCGACAUCCUGACCUACACGGUCGCGUCCCACUGCAUGAGCGGCCUCGUCACCGCAGUUGGGCCCGAGUACGACAGCGUGGCGCUCUGGGUGCCUCCCGGUAAACACCUAGACGGGUGGUGGACGCAGCUCCGGAGCGGUAUGUGGAGACUCUACUUCCAGCUCUCGCCCGAAGGGAAGAAGCGCUACUUCCAGGAGAUCCUGCCCCUGCUGCACGACACCAAGGCCGAGGUUCUCGGCGACCGGGACCACGACGCCUGGUACCUGGUUUACCUGGGCACCAAGCCCAACUCGCGGGGCAGAGGAUACGCCGCCAGGUUGCUGCAGGACAUGAUGGCGCGGGCCGACGCCGAAAACCGCCCGAUGUACCUUGAGUCGAGCUCACAGGCGAACAAUGCCUACUAUGAGAAGUUUGGCUUCCACGUCAAGCGGGACGUCUUCCUCGAGCGCGGCCCCGUCCCGGUCCGUCUGUCCAUCAUGAAGUUUGUUGCCGGUAACAAGGGUUUGAUGGGUUGAGUGAUUGGUGGUUUGUUGUUGAGAGCCCGCCAGAGUUUGUCCAUGGUUAUGAGUGAGGUGUGUUCGUG